Messenger RNA from Drosophila elegans, 1784 nucleotides. RefSeq names its product ubiquitin-conjugating enzyme E2 W. Lineage: Eukaryota; Metazoa; Arthropoda; Insecta; Diptera; Drosophilidae. Bases 212 to 784 code for a protein of 190 amino acids. The transcript has 6 exons. The record is from RefSeq and is a predicted model, not a curated record.
UUCUCGAUGCCACGCGAAUUCGCACGCGCCGCUCUGCCAUAUUAUCCGUGACGCGAAAUUCAUAAUCCGAAAUACAUUAAAUCGGUUCCAAAUUGCGCAGCAGUCUAGCAAGUCGUGAAAUAUCUGUGAAAUAUUUAGACAAGUGAACGGCGACAGAACUGUCGUUGAAAGUAGUGAACAACUGUGAGAACAACUGAACAAUAACUACAAAAUGCUGAAGUUAUUCAAAAAACCCAAAGACAAAAUACCCAAGUCGGAGAUCAUAACCGAACCCAAAGAACCCAAAACGCCGCCGGUCUCCAAAUGCGGCAAACCCCUGCAGCUGGACAACUCGCGCUGGGAGCGCCGCCUGCACAAAGAGCUGAUGUCCUUGAUCAAGGAGCCGCCACCGGGAGUGACCGUGGAUACCGAAAGCGUACAGCAAAACUUAUCCGAAUGGAAAAUAAACAUUAAAGGUUUCGAGGGCACACUUUACGAGGGCGAGGACUUCCAGCUGCUGUUCAAAUUCAACAAUAAAUAUCCCUUUGAUUCGCCAGAGGUGACCUUUAUCGGCAGCAAUAUACCCGUGCAUCCACAUGUCUACAGCAAUGGACACAUCUGCCUAUCCAUUCUGACCGAGGACUGGUCGCCGGCGCUGUCCGUGCAAUCCGUGUGCCUUAGCAUAGCUUCCAUGUUGAGCAGUUGCCGCGAGAAGAAGCGUCCACCGGACAACACGCUCUACGUAAAGACCUGCAAUAAGAAUCCCAAAAAGACUAAAUGGUGGUACCACGACGAUUCUGUUUAGUUAGAGGUGCAAUUUAUGACUACUGCCUGCUGAUGUCUGCUUUGCGCAUCCACCCACAAAAAAAAAAAAAAAAAAAACCAAUAGCAAUACAGAAGUAUCUGCCCCAGAUAUCCCAGAGUUAUGGGGCAGCGACCAGUAUAAGUGUACACUCGCAAGUGGAGUAGACUCGCCAGACAGCCCAAGUGCACUCGGAUGCGGACGCAAUAUGCAACAAAGCGAAUCGAGUCAACGAGUAACCUAUCAGUAGAGUUUGGCAAACAAUCAUAGCGCAUGCAACCGAUUCUAAUUAUAGCUAUGUAUAAUCAACAAAAGGCGUGUGCGAUAAAACUAUUAUUAAAUGUUAACAUUUUAAUUAGAUUGUUAAGACCAAAAUUUAUGUCUAAAUUAAAUGUUAUGCUACCAUCUAACUACUAGGCGUAUGUAAACCAACCAACCGACGUGAACGUUUGAUAGUUCUGGCACUUAUCGCCAGUCGCUGCUUCCACAUUCCACGAGCAUCGUUUGAGGCAUCCGGUCCCAGUAGCGUAAUCCAAUCCACAUAUGAAGCCUCCUUCCCAGCUUAUUUUAAUUGUGUAUAUUUAAUCAUCCUAGAUGCAUUGCGAAACUCAUGAGCUCAUAGUUAAGUUUACAACAUUUCAAAUGUAUUACAAGUCAUAUACCCUAAUCUCACUCAUUGUCACCAGUCCGGCACUCUGUAAUCUUCCCCCAUUGCCCAUUGCCCAUGCAUAGGUCGCUAAGUUAACCAGUUCAUGUACUUGGCUAGGAUAGUCCAUCUGUGGCCAAAAUCUCGCAAGUGGCACGAUCGCAGAACACAUUUACCUCUUACUGUGCAAGUAGAACUAAGGAUGUGACGAGGUACUACCUUACAAUUAAACUGUAAUCUGUGUAAUGUAUAAAGAGCCCAACUAAAUCCAAUGUAUGUUUAUCUAGCAUAUGUGCUAUGCCUAUAAAUAUUUACUGUUAAAAAGUAUUUAAAAUAAAACCAAGUCUGUAAUCAAAA